AUGGGCAGUGUGCACGACCAACUCUUCCUGGAUCCUGAUAUAUCAAUCGAUCACCAGGGCUCCGAGCAUUUCUGCAGCUUGGGAUCGCGAGGAAACCAUAGAUUUUUGUGGAGAGACGUCUGUGUUUGCAUGACCAAUCAAUCAAUAUCCCGCAGCCAGGGAAUUGACCCAGCAGUUGUUCCCACUGCUGCCGACUUCCGGUUCAACUUGGCUGCACAACCCUGGAAUAGCGGCACAGAGCAGAGAUAUGGGAUUAACUCUUCCCAUGCUGGCUCCAUGAGCCAGUUGAACGUGCGACGAAGCGGCCACCCGAGGGGUGCAGACCAGAAGGAUAGUCCGACCCCUAUCAAUGCGGAGCCCCUGCCUCAAAUCAGAGUGCGACGAAGCGGUCAGCCUAGGAACGCAGAAAAUUUCCACCUCCCACACUAUGGAUCUUCGAGUCGCGGCCAUGGGCGCAGUUCUAUUGGCCCUGGCGCGUAUACAAACGAGGCAGGGUCUCGCUCUACGGCCUUGCCUAGUCCUGUUCAUCCCGAAGUUCCUGGUAGCAACUCCACGACGCCAAAAGGCAGUUCCAAUCUGUCAAAGCCCCAGCUUCCAAAGACCCAACGCCAGGGCCCUCCAGGUAUACCCCUGGGGUUCGACAAAUUGCUCCACCACUCCCCGGAGCCCUCGCCUCCUCCAAGGCGGGCGUCAGCCUCCUCGCGAUACCAUUUAUAUAUUCGACAGCAGCCCAUAGCAGCUCGAGCUUGCGGUGCUGGCGAUAGAGACAGGCGGCCUGUUGAUCCGCCGCCAAUUGUACAGAUAUUGCUUACGGACUUCAAUGCACGAUCUCAAGUCGAUCUAGACAUUCUCCAAGAUCCCCGGCUGACUGUGGGCUGUCUUCUUCUCCCGGUGACGGGUCACUCUUGGCCAGGGUCGCCUGAAGCGGAUGGAACAGGCCCCAACCGAGAAGAACGCUCUGUCACACAACGAGCCGAGGAAAACGCUCCAGGCCAAUCGACACCGUUGCUUUCGGGGAAGGCUUUUGUCUCCCCCUUCUACGUUGACGCAGACCCAGACUCCGAGACGGCACCUCUUCAUCCCACUACUCCGGAUUUGAAAAUCGAGAGAAGAUCCAGCUCCACCACCGGAUUUGAGUCAGCUCAAGGGCGGAUUCCUGCUACUUUCUUUGUCUUUCCUGAUCUUUCAAUUCGGACCGCCGGUGUCUAUCGGUUCCAGUUCCGGCUGAUGAACUGGGGGCUUGUAGAGGACACGGGGCAAUCCAUGCCCAUUCUCGCAGAAGUAUGGUCAGACCCGUUCCGAGUAUACUCGGCGAAGGACUUUCCGGGAAUGAGAGAUUCGUCGCCUCUCACUGAGGCCCUGAAAGAGCUCGGGGUCGUGGAACUCAAAACCAGGGGGAAGGGGAAGGGGAAGGGAAGAAGGAGAUGA
Molecule: messenger RNA, 1428 nt
Organism: Aspergillus clavatus NRRL 1
Lineage: Eukaryota; Fungi; Ascomycota; Eurotiomycetes; Eurotiales; Aspergillaceae
Product: velvet factor family protein
Exons: 3
Coding region: 1-1428 (475 amino acids)
Source: RefSeq, a predicted model, not a curated record